Molecule: messenger RNA, 1929 nt
Organism: Rhopalosiphum maidis (corn leaf aphid)
Lineage: Eukaryota; Metazoa; Arthropoda; Insecta; Hemiptera; Aphididae
Product: general vesicular transport factor p115-like
Exons: 7
Coding region: 1-1929 (642 amino acids)
Source: RefSeq, a predicted model, not a curated record
AUGAUAAAUAACAUAAUACCUCAGGAAGAUAACACUAGUGAGAUACUUAAGGCCGACAUACUUAAAUAUGGCUAUUUGAACAAACGAAAUAAACUCAGAAAAAACAAAACAAAUGUUAAUCCAGCCAAACGUCAAGAAUGGGCCAUUAGGUUCUUGGAAGAAGAACGAAAUAACUUGGCGACUGAUUUGUAUGCGAUGGAAUCCGAAGAAAAGGCAAAGGAAGAAAAUAAGUACAGGGCAAAAUUUAUAAAUUUGAUUCACGAGACUAAACUGACAAAAAUUGAGUUGAACGAACAGAGAAAAAUCGAGGCACAAGUGAACGAAGAGGUAAUCCUGUUGGAAGCUGAACUAGAAAAGCUUGUAAACAGAAAUAGAAAGGCGAUUGACGACGUUCCGACAUUAACCACUAAUACUGCAAACAACGAAUACAACAGGUUACUUUAUGAACAAAACCAACUGAAAAUGCAAGUGGAAAUGUUGCUUAAGCAGUGGCAACAAAUACAAAACACUUACAAUUCGCACAUGAAUAAGUUGAACAAAGGAAAAGAAAUAGCAUCUGUUCUUAGUGAACAAGUAGCGAGGACUUACACAUUGAGAAAUGAAGCGAAGGAAAGGUUGGAGACAUAUUUAAAAACAAGUAAAGCACAAAAUAGUGAUUAUAAAAAUCAUAUAACGUCACUCAGUCGGCAGGCGAACGAAGAUUUAAGAAUGACUAAUUUUCUUUCGGAAAAGCUAAAAUUAAGAUAUAAUAAAGAAAUUGAAAAACCAAUCAAAGAGAAUAAAGAAAUGUUAGCGUUAAAUGUCGAAGCAGAAACAUUUAUUAAACAUUUAAUUUACAUUGCUGAAGAAACAAACUUGGAAACAAUCAUGCAACAAAUAGUUAAAAUGGACCUUGAUAAUAAUUCCAUGUUUAGGUUUUUGUUGGAAAUAGAAUCGUAUUUGGCAAAAGCGGAAAACGCGAUCGAAGAGACACGCAUAAUCGUGACAGAAAGAAAGCGCGAGCUGUGUGACGCGCAGGCGUCAAAAGCGGAGAAGUUUGCGAACGCCGUAAGGACGUUCAAAGCCGGGCGGGCGCCGUUGCGGGAGGCGCGCAGGACGUUGCGGCUGAUGGCGGACGAAUGGCGGCAGACGUGCCAGACGGUGGACGACGCGUGCGAACUGAUGAUGGGCUCGGACAACCAGAGGCCAUCGUACCGUCUACUGGUGCGUGACGACAACGUCGACGGUGGCGGUGACGGAGACGACUGCGAAGAAGAAGAAAAAGAAGAAGAUGAAGACGAAGACGAUGAUGAUGAAGCCGACGAAAGCGACGGUGGCGGUCGUCAGCGCCGUCGUCACCACCGUCGCCGACGACGCCGCAACCGCCGCCGCAAACGGCUGCGCGACGGCUCGCUAUCGCCGACCGCCAUACUGCCCGAGUUGAUAGAGUACUUCGAACCGAUGGACAGGCGACUGGACGACGUACUUCAACGGGUGUUCUGGAUACAAAACAAUUACAUCGACGAGGACGACGGGCCGAGACAGCAGCAGGAGGUGGCCGCCGGUGAUUCGAUGUCCACCACGUCCGAGCAGGAAGACGAGUUCCUGUCCCGCGAUCUGGACGGCACCGUGAACAGACAUGCGAAAAUCAUCGCCGCCCUCGAUCCGACCACCGUGACUCCCAAAAACGAACCACCGGUGCGGGACGCUAAUCAAGUGCCUUCGCUCUGUCCGAGGUGUUUAGAAAAACGUUACGAAGAAGAAAACCAAUGGGUGUUGAAAUAUAUCGAUAAGACCCAAGGAGGCAGUGAUACACCACCGAACGCAUUACAUGUAUGCCAAAGUAACAAUGUCAGCAUCAAAGAUGUUAAUGACGAAGAGUUCAAGAAAUACUUUCACCGAACUUUGGAUUGUCCUCUAUAUACUUCUGUAAAGUACCACACCAAUUAA